GUGUAGUUGUUAUUUCCAUAUCAAUGAAUGAAAAUGUUAGAUAACUACUGGGUGGAGAAUUGAAAUCACCAUCAUGGCUCAUACCUACAAGCAGACUUCGAAGACAUGCAGCUACCAGCAUACCGCGCACGCAGCUUCAUGCGUUGCUCUCACUUGCAGAGAGCUAGGGCUUGCCGCGGCCGAUGCCGCCUCUACUCGACAACGGCAGUGAGCACGUCUGCGGAAGCAGUACCUCGAGUAGAGGAGAGAGAUACCGAUCGACUGCACUCCUCUGCAAGGGUGCAUGUGCGGCACACCGGAGAAACGUAUUUCGAUUCGAGGUCACGACCGGAGACGUCCAUAGCAGAGCAAUGGCCGAUGGCCCUUUGGACAGCUGUACGCCGAGAGGAAUGGAACGCUGCACUAGAAAUUCUCAACAAGGCAACAGAGCUGAAGGACGUGGAGGCAACGGCG
Molecule: messenger RNA, 453 nt
Organism: Amoebophrya sp. A25
Lineage: Eukaryota; Dinophyceae; Syndiniales; Amoebophryaceae
Source: the annotation of a GenBank genome assembly